Papilio machaon (common yellow swallowtail) is the source of this 459-nucleotide messenger RNA. RefSeq names its product twitchin-like. The transcript is spliced from 4 exons. The coding region runs from base 1 to 459 and encodes 152 amino acids. The record is from RefSeq and is a predicted model, not a curated record. NCBI's taxonomy places the organism in Eukaryota, Metazoa, Arthropoda, Insecta, Lepidoptera, Papilionidae.
AUGAAGACGAAUUGGUCGUCGUUCGUGUUGCCGAUCGGCAGGCUGAGCGAGUACAGUUCUUUGCGCAAGUUGCUCAUCGAGAAAUGGAAGAUAUACGAUGGACAGUUCGAUCGUCGUCAAGCAGCGCCGAGGUUUGUGAUAAAGCCGCAGUCCGCCUUCUGCUACGAGGGUCAGUCUGUGAAGCUGUACUGCCGCGUGGUUGCCUGCGCCACACCAACAGUCACCUGGUCCCGUAACAACCGCGAACUGCGACAAUCUGUUAAAUUUAUGAAGAGAUACUCCGGCAACGAUUACUACUUCAUAAUAAAUCGCACGAAGUUGGAAGAUCGCGGAGAAUACAUCAUCCGCGCUGAGAACCACUACGGCUUCCGCGAGGAGGUCGUCUUCCUCAACGUGCAGCGUACUGUUAUACGGGAGAGUGAAUUUGGGUUUUUAAAAAAGAAAACCCUUUUUACAUAA